CAGCCCACGUCCGUGGCCGCGCCCGCCGUGCGCCUGGGGCUGCCCGUGCAGGCCAAGGUGGUGCCACCGCCGGCUGCGCCCGCCAGCGCUGCUGCCACGCUGCCAGGGGGGGCUGUGCUGGCACACACCACGGUAUCAGUAGCUACGACAAGCACUCAAAAUCUGUUCAAGACAACAGUAGCAACUGGAACUUCAGCUUCUCAACAACCUACAGUGAUCACUGGUGGGCAGAGUCAAGGUUCAGCACAAAGCCAGGGUCAGCCUCGGCUGCCGCUGCCGCCUCACACGGCAGCACCAGUCCCAGCACAGCCCCUGGUCAUCCCCAGCUCCCCUGUGCCUGGAACCACAGUUGUGUCACAGGAAAUGCAAGAGAAUGUGAAAAAAUGCAAAAACUUUUUAGCUACCCUUAUAAAACUUGCUUCUCAUAAUUCACCAUCUCCAGAAACGUCCCGCAAUGUGAAAGCUCUGGUUCAAGAUUUGUUGGAUGCAAAGAUCGAUCCAGAAGAAUUUACAGGCCGCCUCCAAACGGAACUCAAAUCAUCUCCUCAGCCAUACCUUGUCCCUUUCCUUAAGAAAAGUCUACCUGCCUUGAGACAAUCUUUACUGAAUAGUCAGCAUUUGGUUUUGCAAGGACAACCGUCUCAGCAGCCACUCCAACAAAGCAAGCUCUCACAAGUGAUACCUCAGUCUGCCUCGGGAAGCAUUUCCUCUGUUGUCACCACACAGACAAUAGGAAUAAGGCAACCAAACAACAUUUGCACAGUCUCUGUAUCAAAUACAGUGCAGCCUCCUCAGGUUAAGGUGGUACAGUCAAAUCAGAGUUCUCAACUGCAGAUUAUCCAGUCAACAUCUGCUCAAACUGUGAAACGAACCCCUGCUUGCCAGACUACCCAGAUUAGGAUGCCAGUGGUAAUAACUCAGACCAUUAGACCACAAGGCACAGUAGGGAAGGCACCAACAAUACAAGCCAGUAAAAGUCCUGGGGGCUUUGGUGUUCAGGUCUCUGCAAAUCAGAAAAACAAGCUGAAUGACCCUGGAGGUGGUUCUUUCAGAGAUGAUGAUGACAUCAAUGAUGUUGCCUCUAUGGCUGGUGUUAAUCUUAAUGAAGAAAGUGCCCGAAUCAUGGCCACCAACUCUGACUUGGUUGGAACCCAGAUCCAGUCCUGUAAAGAUGAACCCUUCCUUGCUGCUAUACCUCUCCACAAACGCAUACUUGACACGGCUAAAAAACUAGGAAUUACUGAUGUGCCAGCUGAGGUCGUUACUUUUAUUUCCCAUGCAACACAGAACAGAUUGAGGACAGUGAUAGAAAAAGUGACAGUGAUAACCCAGCACCGCAUGGAAUCCUACAAAGAUGAUGAGUGGUACGAACAAGCUACAGACGUCCGAGCACAGUUAAAGUUCUUUGAACAGCUGGAGCGUUUAGAAAAGCAAAGGAAAGAUGAACAAGAGAGGGAAAUCUUGUUAAAGGCUGCCAAGAGUCGCUCAAGGCAAGAAGACCCAGAGCAAGCUAGACUGAAACAAAAAGCAAAGGAGAUGCAGCAACAAGAACUGGCACAGAUGAGGCAGAGGGAUGCCAAUCUCACGGCACUGGCAGCGAUCGGUCCCCGCAAGAAACGGAAGCUGGAUACACCUGGACUGCUCUCCAUAGGAGGGGAGGGUCUCGGUGUGUCUGGUGGGAGUCAGGCUGGCCUGGGCACUGCUUCCCCCAGGCAGUAUCCACGACAGAAAAUAACACGUGUAAACCUCAGGGACUUCAUCUUCUACAUGGAACAGGAACGAGAAAUGAGCCAUUCUCUCCUGCUCUAUCGAGCUCUGCUUAAAUAAAGCCAACAGUUGUACUGAUUGCUCCAUACAGAAGCUCAACUUGCAUUGAAAGCUGUCAUUUUAAUGUGCCUUCUAUUUUUUUCAGAAGUCAAUGUUCCAGUAAUUUUGUUUUGUAAAAUUGUCAGACACAUGCAAUAAAUUUCCUUUAUGUAAAAAAAAAGUAAUAUAAAAACCACCAAAAAAAAAAAAAAGUGAAAAAGGUUUUAAAAUGUUAACUCCACAGAUAUAACCAACAUGCAAGUCUUGCUCCAUUUGGCCAUUUUAGGUAAGGCUGAAGUAGCUGGUGUUGCAGUCACAAAUGCAAGGCUGCUGCAAUGGCUCACCUAAAGCAUCUCCUGGCCAGGACUGGGACAGGUCACAGGACUGGGCCCACCCCUGGUGUUCUGUGUGUUCACCUGUGGGGUUGGGCUUUCCUUCUUCGUUUACUGGCGCUGUCUCACUAACCAUGGUGAUACCUGGUGUUGUUUUAGCUUAGUUACAACGGCAGUUUUUUGCACAGCCAAGAGACUAGCACACUCUCACAAAUUCUAUAUAUUUGGGAUUUUUGCUUUUACUGCACAGCUCAUUUCCUGAGCCAUUUGCUGAACCAAAUCCUAAGUGUAUGAAGUCUGUGUGCUUGGGUCUCAGCUGAGUUACCUUGACUAGCUUCCAGUUGUUUUCUAAACCCCUUCAGCCUUUUGUGCAUUUGUAGCAGCUGGUUAGUAACAUGAUUCAAAGUUGGGUUUUAUUUUCUAAAAGAUGUUAAUUUAUUUAUUGCAAAGAGUAUGGUUUAAUGGUGGUUUUAAAAGAGAGUAUUGUUCAGUAAAGAUUUUUAGAGUAUUCUAUAUGGAUUUUUAAAGCCGCUCUAAAGGUUUUUGGAGGUCAGUUCCACUCUGGGACUGGUGAGAAUCCCGGUGCCACCAGGGGUGGCGAUGCCUUGGAUUCCAGUCCUGAGAGGCUCAUGAUCCUGAGAGGCUCAUGAACAGGCUUUAAGCGUAAGGAAUAGUUGUAAGUAGCUAAAAGGUGGGAGGAAUGCUUUUUAAAUGCUUUGCUGAAGCGGAAUUCUGGGCCCACACCAAAGCCGAGUGAGGUCAGUGUGAGUCUUUAAAUGGGGAUCGGAGAGGAGCAGUCACAGGCAGGUGGGCACAAGUCGUAUUUCAGACUUUAACAGUGUUACCAGUCACCAUGAAGGGAGACAUUUGCUUAUUUAUCUUUUCCAUUUUUACUAUGUUAUGCUUGCCACUUUUUUGAGGCAAUAUUUUUUUUUUUUGAUGGGAAACCAUAGCAAAAGCACAAAUAGAACUAUUUGUCCAAUAGUUUUAAAAACAAAGGUUUUAAUUAUUUUUUAAGGUUUAUGAAAAGCAGAAGAAAAUUUAUACUGCUGCUAUUUAGCCAAAAGAUUAUUCAUAAGGUAUUUAAGGCCAGGAAGUGUAAAGUUAUGUUUUAAAUGUAUUGAUAAUUUGUACAUAUUGUUUAUAAAGGCCUUGUGUUUAUUAGAGUUACGUUAUUUUGAUGAUUUCUGUACAUACUCGUAAAUACCCCCAAUUUGUGUGAAAACAUACUCCCUUAUUUGUACUUAUUUUGUAAAGAAAUAAAACAAUUUACUAAAGUAA
This is a messenger RNA of Corapipo altera (White-ruffed manakin), 3419 nucleotides long. Its product is annotated as transcription initiation factor TFIID subunit 4-like. The transcript has 13 exons. The record is from RefSeq and is a predicted model, not a curated record. The annotation marks the transcript as partial. Gene Ontology annotation, cellular component: transcription factor TFIID complex. Gene Ontology annotation, biological process: DNA-templated transcription; transcription initiation at RNA polymerase II promoter. Gene Ontology annotation, molecular function: protein heterodimerization activity; RNA polymerase II general transcription initiation factor activity; DNA binding. NCBI's taxonomy places the organism in Eukaryota, Metazoa, Chordata, Aves, Passeriformes, Pipridae.